Messenger RNA from Pseudozyma flocculosa PF-1, 2097 nucleotides. RefSeq lists its product as uncharacterized. The transcript is spliced from 2 exons. Bases 1 to 2097 code for a protein of 698 amino acids. Gene Ontology annotation, cellular component: nucleolus. Gene Ontology annotation, biological process: ribosomal large subunit biogenesis. The record is from RefSeq and is a predicted model, not a curated record. Gene Ontology annotation, molecular function: RNA binding; GTPase activity; GTP binding. Lineage: Eukaryota; Fungi; Basidiomycota; Ustilaginomycetes; Ustilaginales; Ustilaginaceae.
AUGGCGACCCUCAAGGCCAACAUUGCUCCGGUCCCGACCGCGGCCGACUUCCUCGACAUUGUCCUGUCCAAGACGCAGAGGAAGACGCCCACCGUCGUUCACCCGGGAUGGAAGAUCACCCGUAUCCGCUCUUUCUACAUGCGCAAGGUCAUGUUCACAAAGGACGCCUUCAACGAGAAGCUCGACGCCAUCCUGACCGAGUUCCCCAUCAUGGACAACCUGCACCCCUUUAUCUCGUCGCUGCUCAACGUGCUGUACGACAAGAACCACUACAAGCUCGCUCUGGGCCAGCUCAACACCGCCCGCCACCUGAUUGAGCAGGUGGCCAAGGACUAUGUCCGCCUGAUCAAGUUUGGCGACAGCCUGUACCGCUGCAAGCAGCUCAAGCGCGCCGCCAUGGGCAGGAUGGCCACCAUCAUGCGCCGCCAGAAGGACCCGCUCGCCUACCUCGAGCAGGUCCGCCAGCACAUGUCGCGUCUUCCCUCGAUCGACCCUUCGACCCGCACGCUGCUGAUCUGCGGCUACCCCAACGUGGGCAAGUCGAGCUUCAUCAACAAGGUCACGCGCGCCGACGUCGACGUCCAGCCGUACGCCUUCACCACCAAGUCGCUCUUUGUCGGUCACAUGGACUACAAGUACCUGCGGUGGCAGGUCAUCGACACCCCCGGUAUCCUCGACCACCCGCUCGAGGAGAUGAACACCAUCGAGAUGCAGUCGAUCACUGCGCUGGCCCACCUGCGUGCGGCGGUGCUGUACUUUAUGGACCUCUCGGAGCAGUGCGGCUACACGAUCGAGGCCCAGGUCCAGCUGUUCAACAGCAUCAAGCCGCUGUUUGCCAACAAGCCGACCAUCCUGGCCAUCAACAAGAUCGACGCCAUGCGCCUCAGCGACGUCGAGCCUGAGCGGGCCGCGCUGAUCCGCAGCGUGAUUGACGAGUCCGAGGGCAAGGUGCAGCUUGCCGAGCUCAGCACCUACACCGACGAGGGCGUCAUGGACGUGCGCAACCUCGCGUGCGACACGCUGCUCGCCUCGCGCAUCGAGACCAAGAUGAAGGGCACCAAGAUCAACUCGGUCCUCAACCGCGUCCACGUCGCCCAGCCCAAGUCGCGCGACGACGUCAAGCGCAAGCCGUUUGUCCCCGAGGGCCUGGCCGACAAGAAGAAGUACGACGCCAAGGACCCGGAGCGCAAGCGGACGCUGCGCGACGAGCAGGAGGAGAACGGCGGCGCCGGCGUCUUCAACAUCGACAUCAAGCGCGACUACAUGCUCGCCAACGACGAGUGGAAGUACGACGUCAUCCCCGAGGUCUACGAGGGCAAGAACAUUGCCGAUUUCGUCGACCCGGACAUCCUCGAGAAGCUCGAGGCACUCGAGCGCGAGGAGGAGAAGCUCGAGGCCGAGGGCUUCUACGACGACAGCGAGGGCGAGGACGACAUCGUCGACGAGGAGGAGGAGGCCAUCCGCUCGGCCGCCCAGGCGAUCCGCGCGCGGCAGGAAAAGGCCAAGCUGCUGGCCCAGGACCGCAACAAGAGCAAGAUCCAGAACCAGCUGCCGCGCAAGUUCCAGGCGCGGACCAUGUCGCAGAUGGCCGAGAGGAUGCUCGAGAUCGGCAUCGACCCGAGCAGCGUCACGGCACGCGCCGAGCUGCUGGCCAAGGCCAAGGGUCUGGCGGGCAAGCGCAAGCGCACCGCCGACGCCGACGACGCCGACGCCAGCAUGGACGUCGAGGACGAGGCGGCCUGGGAGGACGACGAGGGCGAUGCGGCCAUGGACGUCGAUGAGGCCAGCGGCCAGCGCAAGGCGAGGAAGAGCAACGUCGGCGCCAAGCUGCGGUCGUCGACGACGGCGCUCACCAACAAAUCGGGUGGCAAGAUUACGGCGCGUGCCGGCGCCAAGCGCGUGCCCGCGCGCGAUCGGUCGAUGAUGGGCCUCAAGAACGAGCAGCAGAAGGACAAGGCGGUGCGGCUGCACGACCUCAGCCUGCGUCCGUUCCAGCUGCAGGCUAAGACGGGAGAGUCGGACAGGCACAUCAAGGAGAAGCUGCCAAAAUGGCUCUUUGCCGGAAAGAUGGGCAAGGGCACGUCGAGAAGUCGCUGA